CCUAUUUAUCAAAGGGCGUCUGAUUGUCUCAGUUCUUGCCUGGAAAUGUCUGAGAUGACUGAACGUAACACCUUAUUUAUACUUGUGUGUUUAGUAUGUAGGCUAUGCAUGUGAAUAUGUAUGUGCAUAGGCGUCUGGUUAUGUUUUAAAAUGCGGGAGCAAACUUGGAAAGACAGAGAUACUGUCCUCCGUUGGAAAAAAAAAUUGCAAUUUAAAACAAAUUUCCGACAUUUGUAGACCAUCUAACGUCCUGGAUUAAGUCAAGAAACCACCUGCAUGUCCCAACGUGUUAGUUGGCAGCUCUGGUAAUGUGAAGAAAUAUAACUAGGCCUACUCCAUUUAAAUAUAACUAAUUCAUAAAUCUUAUUAAUAAUUCAUUAUUCUUAUUAAUUUCAACUUUAUCACUGUCACCACUCAUACGUAUGUGUUAAAUGAGGUUACAGCUAGUUAGCUUAGCUUAGCAUAAAGAAGGAGAAGGGAACAGUUAGCUUGACUCCAAAGCUUAUUAAUUAACAAGUUAAACCACAUUUGUUUAAUUAUUACAAGAACUGAAGUGUGAAAUUUGCUGUUUAUGGUUUUACGUGUCAUCAUCAUGGUGACGUUGCCAGGCAACCAUCGAACGCUGAGCAAGAAAGACAAUUAGCCUUAUUUCAAAAUGUCGAGCAAAAAAUAACAACUGACAACAAGUUCACAGUUUGUGUUUUCAAUGAACACAAAUAAACACCUCCUAGUGUACCGAAAAAGAGGAAAACAUAUCGUUUAUGUAGCUAACUCAGUUUUAUAAAGUCAGGUGCAGCUUUUAAUAGAAACUCGUUCACCAGCAUUGAACUUUACUCAAUCACCUGCACAAUCUCUGACAUGUUGUCGCACCUUCACGUCUUUUUUUUUUUUUUUUUUUUUUAAACAAACACUUUAUUGAUAUCAGUCAAAUUCAAUCAACAGUAACAAACAAGUUUACAGAACAAAAAGAGGAAACAGUGCCAGGGAAUUCAAUUAUGACAUUAAAAAGCAUUCAGAAAAGGGAUUGUGCAAGAAGGAUUUAUAUUCACUAAAAGCAAAAUAAUACAUAGGGAAGUAAACAAAUAAAUCAAGGGGCACAGUUUAAUAAUUACGUGAUACAGUGGAUAAUUUUAUAUGUUUCAAAUAUUGUUUGGGUCUUUGCUGCUUGUCUAUUUGUCAUCUUGACUAUAGAGUUAUAAUAGAGGCUAAUAUCAAUUAGAAAUAAGGUAAAGCUUGGUUUUCUAUUGGUCCAUUUCAUUUUAUGUAUGUGGAAUUUGCCAAAAAUCAUAAACAGUUGGAUUAAAAAGCUAACAUUUUUGUCCAUUGAAUUAUUUUUAAAAUAAAUGAGAUAUCACUGCCAGAAAGCAUGACCAUUUGACCUGUUUUUCUAGAUAGAAAAUUUGGAUAUCGUUCCAAAAUAUUUUGGAAUACAUACAAUGGAAAAAUAAGUGAAAAAUUGUUUCUUUGUUUAGACCACAGAAAUCACAAGAAUAAUUAAUAUUCAGUUUAAACCUUUCCAGAACAUGCUUUACAGGAUAUAUUCUAUGUAAAAUUUUAAAUGACACCUCUUUCAUUUUAUUGGUAAUACAACAUUUGUCUGAUAUUCUCCAUGCUUUUUUCCAAUUCAGGUCACCAUAAAUAGAAGACCAGAACAUUUGCAUAGGGGGAAUAUUGUUCUCUACAAGGAUAUUUGGGAUUUCUUUAUUACUACAUUUUUUCUUAAGGACAUCUAAAUCCCCAGUGAAUAUAUUCGUUUUCCAGUCUGAUGACUGAGUUGUAUCAUCAUGAGAAUUUUUCAAAACCUGUAAAGCAUCUUUUGGAAUAGUGUCAAAUACCAAUGCAUAUUCUUUUGGUGUAACAGGUAAUUCUUCAGAAAUUCACCAUAAGACAAUAAUAACCCAUCUUUAUUUAAAAGUUGCUGAACUUGAAUAAUAUUGUUGUGAAACCAUUUCUGGAUAAACAGAGUUUUAUGUUUAAACUGAAUAUCUAUGUUGUUCCAUAUGUAAUAUCUGUGUGGAGAGAAAUUGUGCUUAUAGGCCAAGGUCCAUGCUAAAAGUGUCUGUUUGUGGAAAUUAGCUAGUUUAAUAGGUAAUGUGUCUACAGAAUAGUUACAUUUAAUCCCUCCAACAUCACUGAAUAACGCACCUUCACGUCUCAUUCAUGAAAAACAUCACCAGUGACGUCAUGUGAUGAACCUGUGAAGAGACUCUGCUGCUAAUGAGACUCUUCAAAGUUUGAUCGUCUCCCUCGUGUGUGUGACUAACGAGCAGUGACGGUUUUAACAUCACCUGUCACUCCUGUCAAUUGAAACAUUACGCGUGACCAGUGACAGAGGAGAGCACAAAGCAAACACUGAAACACAAAGCUGCAGACAGCAGGACAACACAAGUACUGAGUUAAAGGACAAUGGCUCUGAUAGUCAUGAUGUUUGCUGUGACGCUGGUUUCUCACUGCUGGAGCGCUCCACAGCGGAGAAACUGGACUCCACAAGCCAUCUUAUACCUAAAAGGCGCACAGAAACAUCAUUCAGUGCUGGAGCGCAACACCAGAGAAGAAGGAGACACUUUACAUAUAGUGACUCACAACCAGAGCAGCGAUGGACCCGUAAUGUCUUUGGCUUCAUCUUUUCUUCUGGAGCUUCUCCAGCGAGCUGUGGAAGAAGAUAGAGACGAUCCAGGUUUUUAUCCAGACGAACAAGAGGUGAAUUUGACUUAUUUGUAAUUGUGAACCUGUUUAUCGGUCAUUUUAAUUGUUGUUAUUGCAUUUUAUUAUGUUCUUCUAUACGUGUUGCUUGUUUAUAUUUUCAUGUAAAGCACACUGAGUUGUGAUGCAAUGUGCUACAGCUGUGAUUGUUUAAAUAAACUCUGAGCCAUGUGUUCAACUUAUUGCUCCCACAGCUGUAAAACUUGUUAAGCGAUUAAAAACACAAUCUGCUCCAGGCAACAAUUUAGUCGUUCACACCACACAGUGAUUAACACCAUGCUAAACACCAUUCAAUCAUACAUCAUCACUCUGUCUACACCGGGGUCACUGAGAGGCGGCCCAGUGACUCUGAUUUGAAAUGGCAGCUUGAACCAGUCACGUCUGGGUCGAACAGAGGUCACCAGCAGAGAUGUAGAAGAGUCCAGACCUGAUCUGACUCACUUUAGGUGGUGCGGUUUAGUUUCACCCACAUUAAAACAUGCAGAACAGGUUUAAUCCUGUUUUCUAGACUGACAUUUAUGAUAUGGAUUACACAAUAAAUACUACUAAAUGCUCCUAAAGUAAGAAUUUUCUGUAAAAACAAGUUGUAUUUCAUUGACUAGAGAUCACAGAUUCAUAGUUAUGUUGGUUCACUGACCAUCAGAAAAGAAACAUUAAUGUUAAUUUCAGCUCAUCUGCUACAAAUCUGAUCGAACAUUAAAGGAAAAUCCAUUGUUACAAAGAAUUUACAUUAUGUCAUUUAAAUGAUCAAAUACAGAAAAGACAAGAGCUGGAAAUCAGAGCAUCAAGACUUGAACUGAGGCUUUCAUCAGGAAUCUUAACUCAAGGUCCACUUACUAGCUUUUUCUGGGGAUUUCAACCACUUCUCACAGUCCUCACUUUAUCUGCUGGUGUAAAUUAAUAAUUCUCAGAGCUUCUGUUUGAGAAAAAUGUUGUGAAUCAGAAAAUUAAGCUUUUAUUGUCUUUGAAUUUGUUAAGUUUUCAUGAUCAGAAACCUG
Messenger RNA from Thunnus maccoyii (southern bluefin tuna), 3701 nucleotides. RefSeq names its product spexin prohormone 1-like. Gene Ontology annotation, molecular function: neuropeptide hormone activity. Bases 2407 to 2721 code for a protein of 104 amino acids. The record is from RefSeq and is a predicted model, not a curated record. The transcript is spliced from 7 exons. NCBI's taxonomy places the organism in Eukaryota, Metazoa, Chordata, Actinopteri, Scombriformes, Scombridae.